UACUCUGUUCCUUGCCAGCUAACAUUGACGAGCAACAGAACUUGAGCAUGGAUACCCGUAUGAGGGCCAAGUUUCCACCUCCUAAACCCGACCUCACCUUCACCAGGCCUCCCAAAUCGAAGGUUGCUCUGUUUUUCUGGCGUUGGCGCAUAUGGUUUGAAUCCACCUUCGUGCUGUCAAUGUUGGAACCUUGGGAAAAGAUCAUGCUCCUCACUAUUUUGUUCAUAUGCUCUUCCUUCGUCCUCUCAGCGCUCUUCAAAUACAUCCGCCAAGAUAUUGGCGGGGUACAGCAACGCGUCGUAUAUUACUUGCUCGGACAGGAAGGGGAAAAAUCUGCGAUAUGGCACCGGACUAGCAACGGUGCUAUUGAAAGGCACGGCGAACUCUAGGUUCCCUAUACAGUACGCAGCUUUAAUUACCUCUAAAUCCAAGCAUUUCGGUUUGCAAUGCAGGGAAUAAUAUAUAUGAUACGUAUCUGGCACAGACGUCUAUUGUACAGGGAAUUCAAGAAAGGGAUUAGAUUAGAGGUCCAUUACAUUACCCCU
This is a messenger RNA of Desarmillaria tabescens, 545 nucleotides long. RefSeq lists its product as uncharacterized. The transcript is spliced from 2 exons. The record is from RefSeq and is a predicted model, not a curated record. The coding region runs from base 48 to 389 and encodes 113 amino acids. Lineage: Eukaryota; Fungi; Basidiomycota; Agaricomycetes; Agaricales; Physalacriaceae.